Scophthalmus maximus (turbot) is the source of this 2869-nucleotide messenger RNA. RefSeq names its product translocase of outer mitochondrial membrane 34 (gene tomm34). Lineage: Eukaryota; Metazoa; Chordata; Actinopteri; Pleuronectiformes; Scophthalmidae. The coding region runs from base 308 to 1243 and encodes 311 amino acids. The transcript is spliced from 8 exons. The record is from RefSeq and is a predicted model, not a curated record. Gene Ontology annotation, molecular function: heat shock protein binding. Gene Ontology annotation, cellular component: mitochondrion; cytosol.
CCCCCCCGCAGUGACAAGUUACUGGAGCCGGUUACUUCCUCCUCCCUCCUCCCCCCGCACACGCACACGCACACGCACACGAGGGAACCGGCGUCCGAACACAAGUCCCGCGGAGUAAUGUCAGUGUCGACGGUGACGAGCACCAGGCGUGAACAUAGUUUCGGUUGCCGCCGGUUGUCGUCGUCGUCUUAACCGUUUUUAUUUCCACCGUCACCGCUGUGAAGAGGAGCAGCCCCGGAGGAGGAGACGCUUCCUGUGCCGCGUCGUGACCGUCCACACAGCCCGAGCAGCCCGCUACAAAGCAGAGAUGCCUCAGAAACAGAAAUCCCAUCAGUCCUGGUCGGAGCUGAAACAAGCCGGAAACGAGCGCUUCAAGCGGGGCCAGUACGGAGAGGCCGCCCACCUGUACAGCGACGCCAUCAGAGAGCUGGAGAAGUCCAAUAAGAAGAAUCCAGAGGAUUUGGGCAUUUUGUACUCGAACCGCGCAGCGAGCUACCUGAAGGACGGCAACUGUGGGGAGUGUGUGAAGGACUGCAGCAUGUCUCUGGAGUUGUAUCCGUUCAACGUGAAGUCUCUGCUGCGUCGCGCCGCUGCCUACGAGGCUCUGGAGCGCUACCGGCAGGCGUACGUGGACUACAAGACGGCGCUGCAGAUCGACUGCAACAUCGCGGCCGCUCACGACGGCACCAACAGGAUGACGAAGGCGCUCACAGAGGCCGACGGCCCCUCGUGGAGAGAGAAGCUUCCUCCGAUCCCGACCGUCCCGCUGUCCGUCAGAGAGAAACUGUCCCAGCAGACGACGGCCAACACUCCGACACCGAACCGGGCCGCGCAGCAGAACGGCAGCAGGGAGACGAAAAGAAACACUCCUAGCGAUAAAGACAUGAAGCGAGGCCAGGCCCUGAAGGAAGAAGGCAACGCUCUGGUGAAGAAAGGCGAACACAAGAAGGCCAUCGAGAAGUACAGCCAGAGCCUGAAACACAACCCCACCGAGGUCACGACCUUCACCAACCGGGCGCUGUGUUACCUGUCGGUGAGGCAGUACAGAGAAGCCGUCAGAGACUGUGACGAGGCUCUGGUGAUUGACAGCAGCAACAUCAAGGCGCUCUACAGGAGAGCUCAGGCUCACAAGGAGCUCAAGGACGUGAAAGCGUCGGUGGACGACCUGAACAACCUGCUCACGGUGGAACCGAACAACGCGGCGGCGCUGAAGCUGCUGCAGGAAGUGCAGAGGAAGAAGUGAGGACGCGUUCAGGGACUCUGCAGACGGCGGUAAGGAUCGGUCCCCGAGCGUCCGGCGACGCGACGCGAUCCAACCGGCAGAGUACCGCGUGUUUCCCAAAAGCCCCUUCGCCCCGAACACGGGUUCGGUCUCAAGACGCUUCUGGAAAACGCAGCUGUGGGCGGCGGUCGGGAAGAAGAAGAAGAAGGAGCGCCGCCGCCGCCGCCACGUUCAGCCUUUUAGGAAUGUUCUUAUUUUUUACCUGAUUUAGUUGAAAAAGCUGAAAUUAUUGAAACGCACACACUUACAAGUCAAACUGACAAGAAACCUUCAUCGUCAUUUAUAAAACUAACGUUGAGCAGGUGAUCGGCCUCAUGUAGAAAUAUCCGGUUACAUUUGUUCUGACACUAAUAUCAGUAUCGGAAUGUCGUUAAAAAUUAAUCAUUCUUGUCAGAAAAUAGUGACAAAGUCUUUCUGGAUUCCAGCUGGGACAAUCAGUCCAAAUCAAUAAGACGUUCAUCUUAUUGCAUGACAUAAAAAAAAACAACAAGUGCAAAUAUAGUCAAAGUAUUAUCCACUGUCAUGUCGGAGGUAAAUUGUGAAACUGUUGAAUCCAAAUGUUGAUGUUCUUAACUUAUUCUCAAACAUCUGGUUUUCUGAGAACAUGGAUUCAUAUUGGUGUUCACGCUGCGAUCGUGUCCCGUCGUCCAACACUCGUAUGAUCACGUCAGAGAAAAUCCUUUAUUUGACAACGUGAAUAUAAAAGUGAAAACAUGAAAUUAAUGCAAGUGCUAAGUUCAGAUUUAUAAACGAAUUCCAUUUGUGAUCCGGACUCUGAAUAUAUAUAUAUUCAUAUGACUUGAACGCAGCGUCGGUCACCAAACGAAAUGUUCUUCAACAGUUUUAUCUUCAGACGUUCGAGACAAUUUCUUUUGCGUCACGUAACUCGUGCAAGUUCUGCCGCAGGUUCAUUUUUGGUUAUUCGCUCGGUUGCGAUAGAGAUAAUAAUUCGUGUCAUAAAGCUCGGCGUGUCCACUCAAGGCGAGUUUUAUCCUUCAUUUCUGAUACGACGUCGGGACGAUCUCAUCGCUACAAUUGGCUUCACGUGACGCGUUGAGCGAGCAAAGAAAACUGUCUUCACGUUAUUUGCUUCGCAUCGUUCACGUCGCCUGACGUGUCUUUGCGUCGACUGUACGUAAUCUCGUGUGGUUUGUUGUGAACGCUGCAUCACUCAGUUACGUUUGUUUCCUUCCACGAGGAUCGAAGCUUCAGUCCGUUCGCGUUCUGUUUAAUCGAUCUUCAGACGCUCGUCGCGUUCCGUCACCUCGUUCGCUUUCCUCUCCUGUCCUUCAUUGUAUCGUGAAGACAUUGUCGAUGCAACGUCGUCUGUCGACGGCUCUGGAUUUAGAUUCUUCUGAACGGCUCAAAUGUACAAACAGAAGAAAGAAUCAAACCUGAUGUCCGAGAGGCAGAUCAAUGUACUUUAUUGAUCCUGGAGGAGGAGGGAAGCCGAGAAGCGGCACAACGUGACAACUGAGUUUAGUUGUUUUACUUUAUUCACGUUUCUGUUGUCAUAACUUUGUUUAUCUGGUUUUUGUUGAACUGCUUCUGUUUUAACUUCAAAUAAAGAUUAAGAAAUAAAUCAGA